Molecule: messenger RNA, 1107 nt
Organism: Scedosporium apiospermum
Lineage: Eukaryota; Fungi; Ascomycota; Sordariomycetes; Microascales; Microascaceae
Exons: 4
Coding region: 1-1107 (368 amino acids)
Source: RefSeq, a predicted model, not a curated record
AUGUCUUCGACAACCGACACCGACCUACCCCCUUCCGAAAAUGUCGGCCCCCUCCUCAUCGCCCUCUCCGGCGUCCUCAUCUUCUUCGUCAUCGUAACGACCAUCCUCCGCAUGUGGAUCCGCACCGCCCUGCACACCCUCGGCUGGGACGACGCCACCAUGUGCGUCGUGACCGUCAUCGCCAUCAUCCGCUACGGCCUGCAAAUUGUCCAGGUCGUCUCCUACGGCAACGGGAAACACCGGCCUUACGUCGACGAACAGGACUACGUCAUGAACAACCAGCUGGGCUGGUGGGCGCAGAUUUGUCUGUUUUCGGGGAUCUGCGUGUUGAAGCUUUCGAUCAUGUUGUUGAUUCUACGAUUGAAGGAUUCGAAGAACUUGAAGAUUAUUUUGUAUUGUGCUAUGGCGGGCCUGAUCAUUACGAACUUUGGCGUUAUCGUGAUCCUGUUGGCUGAGUGCAGGCCUGUGGGAUAUUGGAGAGGGAAUGGGGAGUGUUGGGAGCCCAAGGUUCGGAUUUACUCGAUUUACUUUACAAUUGCUUACUCCAUUGUGACCGACUUUCUCUGUUCGCUGCUUCCUCUUGUCGUCAUCUGGAAGGUUCGCAUUCCCUUCAAGACAAAGUUCAUGGCCUGGAGCUUGAUGAGCUUGGGUCUGAUUGCUACUGGCUUCGGUAUUGCCCGUGCCGCCUCUCUGGGUAUCAUCACGAAUGAUCUUACAUGGACCUACGCCAUCGCCGCCAUCUGGUCCAACCUCGAAUUCUACCUCGGCAUCAUCGCCGCCAACCUCGCCCUCUCCCGCCAAAUCUACCUCUACUUCUUCCGUGGCGAGACCACCCCCCACGACACCAACUACGGCAACCGAAACCAGUAUCUCCGCUCGUCCUUUUCGAACGGCCCCCGCUCGGCCCAUCGCACCGAUAACUUGCGAGGCGACAAGGUCAUGGACCGCGCCGCCACGCUCAUCGAGGGGAGGAGACGGCCUUCCGUUUCGAGGAGCGAUGGGAGUGAGGUUGAGCUUGAGGCUGGGAUUAGGAAGAAGACAGAGUUUUGGAUUUCGGAGGAGGAAAAUGAGAGUCAUGGUUCGUAUAGUGGUGGUGUCGCUCGAUGA